AUGGACACCAAAAUCACAUCUAGAAGACUUUCGGAGGUUCGAGUUGGUGGUUUCAGAGCCUCCUGGACAAAGUCUGUAGCCGAAUUUACUGGACGCUUAGUAAAUGGAGGUUUGCGAUAUCGACCUUUAGAUGAUCUGAAGGCUAUAUUUAAAACAGCAGUACAGAAAGACUCCCGUAAACUUGAUAAAAACCCUACUGAGUGUUCAAAAACAUGGGCUUCAAAUUUAAAGAAACACCCCUGUUACCUACAGCUGCCUCCUAUGUCUUUACCAGCUCAACUCGAUGCAAUGGCUAUCGAAUACCUCCGAGAGCAUUCCGUUUCUCCCCCAAAGGCAAUUGAAGAUCGUUCCAAAAUUCUUACGGAUUAUCUUUGGUCACGGCCUCUUUUGUCAGAGGAAACGAUUAUACAGAAAUCAUGCAACAUAAAAAGGUCGAAAGACGUGGAUGAAGAAGAUGAGGAUGACGGUCUGACUUUCGCUCUAGAGAACUUUGCUGAUCAACGUGAGGCUCGAAUUACCAGGGAGCUAAAUUUGAAAUCCUGGAAAUCUCUAAGCUAUUCUGGACAUACCUGUGAACUUUAUUUGGUCUCGCGUUUGGCUCCCAACUUUGCGUCAGCUUGUCGAGUCCUGUAUGAGAUUCGUAAACGAUGUCCUAAUUUUAUUCCAAGGUCACUGUUUGACUUUGGCUCUGGUCUAGGCACAGUUACUUGGGCUACAAAUACUGUCUGGCCAGUAGGCUGCGUACGUGAACACUAUCUGGUAGAACCAUCCUUACACAUGACCCGACUCUCUGAGUUCAUGUUCCGUAAACAGGGAACUGUACAACCUUCCGAAAAUAUCUUUCCUGGAGUUUAUCAUCGCCGUUUCAUGCCUGGUAGAAAAAAUCAGUAUAAUUUAGUGGUCAGCGCUAAUACAUUGAUUGAACUGCCGUGUGCAUCUGCUCGUCACCGUGCUGUUUCUUCUUUGUGGGAGAAAACAACAGAUUUUCUCGUCUUAAUUGAACAAGGAACAAAGUCUGGUUUUAAAGCAAUAAAUGAAGCAAGAGAAUAUUUGCUCACGAAUGGUGGACCUGAUGUUCGUAUAUUUAGUCCUGUUUUUAAGUAUUAUUUCUAAUACUGUUACUUAAAUAUCCUUCCGCAAACGAAGUGUCCCCAUGCACAAACCUGUCCGAAAAAGAAUUCCGUUUGUAAUCUUACAGUACAGUAUUAUAGCUUUGGUCUUACACGAGUAAGCGAAUUUAACAUGUGUUGAGUAGAGAAACAUUUUCGUCAUUGUCUUUUUUGUGUAUUGAAAUUUUGGCACAUUGAUUUAAUCACUUGAUUUUCAAACACAGAAUUUCAUAUUAGCAUAAUGUGUAACAGAUGGUAUACUUGGUGCUAAGUAUCUCGAAUUAUCGUGAUAGCUCAUUAUUUUCCUCAUUUGUUGAAUAUUUAGCAUUAAAGUCAUCAAUGUUUUCACUACAUUUAUGCACCCGUAUUUCUGUG
Trichobilharzia szidati is the source of this 1484-nucleotide messenger RNA. The record is from the annotation of a GenBank genome assembly. Lineage: Eukaryota; Metazoa; Platyhelminthes; Trematoda; Strigeidida; Schistosomatidae.